AUGGCGAGCAAGGGAGGCAACAAGGGGGAGGGCCCUGCCAUCGGCAUCGACCUCGGCACCACCUACUCCUGCGUCGGCGUCUGGCAGCAUGAUCGGGUGGAGAUCGUCGCCAACGACCAGGGCAACCGCACCACGCCGUCCUACGUCGCCUUCACCGACACCGAGCGGCUCAUCGGCGACGCCGCCAAGAACCAGGUCGCCAUGAACCCCACCAACACCGUUUUUGAUGCCAAGCGACUCAUCGGACGGCGCUUCUCGGACGCAUCCGUACAGUCGGACAUGAAGAUGUGGCCGUUCAAGGUGGUCCCCGGCGCCGGCGACAAGCCGAUGAUCGUGGUCACCUACAAGGGGGAGGAGAAGACCUUCUCUGCUGAGGAGAUAUCCUCCAUGGUGCUCACCAAGAUGAGGGAGAUCGCCGAGGCCUUCCUCAGCACGACCAUCAACAACGCCGUCGUCACCGUCCCGGCCUACUUCAACGACUCCCAGCGCCAGGCCACCAAGGACGCCGGCGUGAUCGCGGGCCUCAACGUCAUGCGCAUAAUCAACGAGCCCACCGCCGCGGCCAUCGCCUACGGCCUCGACAAGAAGGCCACCAGCACCGGGGAGAAGAACGUGCUCAUCUUCGACCUCGGCGGCGGCACCUUCGACGUGUCCAUCCUCACCAUCGAGGAAGGCAUAUUCGAGGUCAAGUCCACCGCCGGCGACACCCACCUGGGAGGCGAGGACUUCGACAACCGGAUGGUGAACCACUUCGUGCAAGAGUUCAAGAGGAAGAACAAGAAGGACAUCAGCGGCAACCCAAGGGCGCUCCGGCGGCUGAGGACGGCGUGCGAGAGGGCCAAGAGGACGCUCUCUUCCACCGCCCAGACCACCAUUGAGAUCGACUCGCUGUACGAGGGGAUCGACUUCUACGCGACCAUCACCCGUGCCAGGUUCGAGGAGCUCAACAUGGACCUCUUCCGCAAGUGCAUGGAGCCCGUGGAGAAGUGCCUCCGGGACGCCAAGAUGGACAAGACCCAAAUCCACGACAUCGUGCUCGUCGGAGGCUCCACCCGGAUCCCCAAGGUGCAGCAGCUCCUCCAGGACUUCUUCAACGGGAAGGAGCUCUGCAAGAGCAUCAACCCCGACGAGGCCGUCGCGUACGGCGCCGCCGUGCAGGCCGCCAUCCUCAGCGGCGAGGGCAACCAAAAGGUGCAGGACCUGCUCCUGCUCGACGUGACGCCGCUCUCGCUCGGGUUGGAGACGGCCGGAGGCGUGAUGACCACCCUGAUCCCGAGGAACACCACCAUCCCAACCAAGAAGGAGCAGGUCUUCUCCACCUACUCGGACAACCAGCCCGGCGUGCUGAUCCAGGUGUACGAGGGCGAGAGGACGAGGACCAAGGACAACAACCUGCUGGGCAAGUUCGAGCUGUCCGGCAUCCCGCCGGCGCCCAGGGGCGUGCCCCAGAUCACGGUGACCUUCGACAUCGACGCGAACGGCAUCCUGAACGUGUCGGCAGAGGACAAGACGACGGGACAGAAGAACAAGAUCACCAUCACCAACGACAAGGGUCGGCUGAGCAAGGAGGAGAUCGAGCGCAUGGUGCAGGAGGCGGAGAAGUACAAGUCGGAGGACGAGCAGGUGCGGCACAAGGUGGAGGCCCGCAACGCGCUGGAGAACUACGCGUACAACAUGCGCAACACGCUGCGGGACGACAAGAUCGCGUCCAAGCUCCCCGCCGACGACAAGAAGAAGAUCGAGGACUCGAUCGAGGACGCCAUCAAGUGGCUCGACGGCAACCAGCUCGCCGAGGCGGACGAGUUCGAGGACAAGAUGAAGGAGCUGGAGAGCAUCUGCAACCCCAUCAUCUCCAAGAUGUACCAGGGCGCCGGCCCGGGCGGCGCGGCCGGCAUGGACGAGGACAUGCCCGGCGGCGGCGCGGGCACCGGCGGCGGGAGCGGUGCCGGGCCCAAGAUCGAAGAAGUGGACUAA
Molecule: messenger RNA, 1974 nt
Organism: Triticum turgidum subsp. durum (durum wheat)
Lineage: Eukaryota; Viridiplantae; Streptophyta; Magnoliopsida; Poales; Poaceae
Source: the annotation of a GenBank genome assembly